Molecule: messenger RNA, 729 nt
Organism: Suillus subaureus
Lineage: Eukaryota; Fungi; Basidiomycota; Agaricomycetes; Boletales; Suillaceae
Exons: 10
Coding region: 1-729 (242 amino acids)
Source: RefSeq, a predicted model, not a curated record
AUGGCUGCCCUUGGUUCCGUGCUAUCUUCUUUUGUAUUGGCUCUUGUGGUCAUUGGCAGCUUGUCGCUGGAUAUCAAAAUGUGGCAGUCUCACCGUCAGGUUACCUCCUCGUCCUCUGGGUGGUAUGGGUCGGUACCGCUGUUGAUACCGUUGCGGGCAGGGCCCACUACUUCCCUGAUGGACACAUUUACACAGGUCCGGAGACAGCUGCAUUUAUCAUCCUCUUUGUUUUCAUCUACUACGACACCCCUGUAUGCGGUCAUCCAAGCUAUCCGUGGAAAGGGAAUCUGGACGUCUCCCGUCGCUGCAGCUAUCCUCAAAGUUCUCCCUUACAGCUACAACGGCUAUCCCGCUCAGUUCCUGAAUCCACAGUACUACAAUUACCCUUUCGGUUUGCCUGAUUUAGGGAACACUCAACCACCCCCCGGCGGAUAUUCCCCAGCCCUAUCAGGCAACGCGCCCCUCUCACCCCAGCCCAAUUACGUCCCAUACCCCGCCGCCAAUCAGGGCCAGAUCCUUCCUGCCGGCGGAUAUCAAGAACAGCCACACUGGGAUAAAUCAUCCUAUUCCAGUCUGAAGGAAGUGAUGGUAAUAUUCGCGACGGAAGAAGUUUAUGCAUUAGUUCAUGAGAAGGGGGGAAGCUCUGGUGGUUUGAUGGAGUAUGCUUCUUGCGUCGGUAAAUCUCGCAUGAUCGAAGUUGGGCGCCACCUUCUUAUGAUGGGUUGGUAA